Aspergillus oryzae RIB40 is the source of this 1053-nucleotide messenger RNA. RefSeq lists its product as uncharacterized. The record is from RefSeq and is a predicted model, not a curated record. The transcript is spliced from 2 exons. NCBI's taxonomy places the organism in Eukaryota, Fungi, Ascomycota, Eurotiomycetes, Eurotiales, Aspergillaceae. The coding region runs from base 1 to 1053 and encodes 350 amino acids.
AUGUCUGAUGACGAAGAGUACUAUGAUGAAUACGACGAAGAUAUCUUCUGGAUUGAGGAACCGGACCCCGAGAUCGCUGAUGACCUCGCCGCAACCGCAGUCUAUGAUGCUCUCUUCUUCGAGGAUCCGUCACUCGAGGUAGAAGAAUACUUCAGCGACUGGGACGACCAAUCCGACGAUUACUACGACGAAGACCCAACCGCCGUACGCCGCCAGCGAGCAAUGGGCCUCUGGCCCAACAAAUACAACAUCAAAGAAAUCAACGACAUCCUCACCGCGAAGCAGAAACUUUCAGCCCCAGAUGGACCCAUACCCAAAGAGACCCUCCCCGAGACAGACAUCGCAUCGUUUCAGGGCACGGUAUGGAAAACGCCCCACGACGACAAUCCACCCCGCAAACUGUACGAACCCGGUGAUGGAGAGAAGGUAGCCCUCCUGAAGAAUUGGCGCGAGGUAUUCCGGUCGUCGCAUCCUGCGAUUGGACGGGUAAGGAUGCGGAAAGUUGGCUCCGAUAUGGCACCUCCUCGAGUGCCGGUGGUGACUAAGAGGGCGGAUACCGGUUCCGAUGAUACGUCUACUGCGUCGUCGUUGGACAGCCUUCGCGAGACUGAUGCUGGAUCUGAUGGUUUCUCGAAAACUACCACUCCGGCUGAGUCGUCGCUCUCUCCGCCGUUGACGGUGCAUUCGCAUAGGGUGAUCAAGUCAGCUUCUGAUUUGCCAGUUAAUUCUAAGAUGCUCGAGCAUGAGUUUCCUAUUGAGGCGCCUGAGACGUACGAUGAUCCAAUGGGAAUGGAACCGGAGUCAUCUGAUCUGCAAACUGCACCAAUGCAAGAGCAUGAGUUUAGCCCAAAGAAACCUAAUUCCGUAACCGCGCCAUCUACCAGGACAAGGAAACGGAAGGCGUCCGAUGCACUUGACCAACCGGACGCAGACAAAAAUCAUACUACCACCAGAUCGAAGAGAAUCGCAUCAAAGAAAGUGGGUGGAACCGCAGACGCUCCAGCGGCGUCAGGCCCUGUACGGAGAUCCACCAGAAACAAGGCUAAGAAUUAG